AUGCAAUUAUCAAAACUCUCGUCCUCGUUAAAAGAAGGACUUGCAUGGAUCGGAAAAGAACUACACGAGACAAUAUUUGAUCAUUAUCAAGAAUUAGAUUCUGAUGAUUGGUUUUUGAAUGGAACAGACACCCAUGUGGCUGUUUCUUAUAAUUGUACCUAUAUUGCAAUUGCUCAUUUGAAUACUUGUUUUUUAUGUAUUUGUGAGAAGGAUGAUUAUCAUUUAAUUCAGUUGGAAAAUCCUUGUAAAUAUGAAGGUGAAAGAAUAACGUCCCUAAUGUGGAUUGCAUUCAAAGAUAAUAACAAAGAAAAUGUAUUUCUUUUAAUUGGUACAUCCGAAGGCUUUCUUAGAAUUCACAGCGUUUCUACAAACAGUAUCAUUCAAGAAGAUCGAUUUCAUGACUCACCCAUUGUGAAAAUUAAAUCACAAAGCGUUUUUCACUACACCCUUUUGCCAAAUUACCAAAAAGAGAUUAUUCUAAUAAUUUAUUCGAAUUCUUUAGUGACUAUUGAUCCAAUAAGCUUUAAAAAAGAGUUGAAUAGCAUGAUCUCCAAUCACGAUAACGAUUCUUAUCAAUUCAAGAAAUGGAUUUUAAAGGAUUCCACAAAAACAAAUGAUGCCUGCUGCCUCUAUUCAUAUUGUUGUGAUGUUUCAAUAUUUGAAGUGAUGGAUUUAAAAUCUGAAUUUGAUAUUGUAGGUGCUGGUAUGAAGCCGACAAUAGCUCACUACUCGACAGAAGAGAUUGAUGAAAUGUCUGUGAAACAACGAACUAGGGUGACGAAAAUUGCUACAACAGUGGCCAAUAAGGUUUAUAAUUUUGCUAGCUCCUGGAUUUGGGGUUCCUCUCAAAAUAACACUUCUGAGACAAAGAAUGAGACAUCUCAAGAAGAGCAAAUACCAAAAGGCGCUUUCAUUCCACUUUCUAAUCAAUUUUUUGAUGAAAAACGUGAGAUUUUUGUUGCUGAGCUGGACUAUUCUGGAAAGCUUCUAGCUACAUCAGACUCACUUGGAAGAGUAAUGAUUUUUGAUCUCUCUUCAAUGACAGUAAUGAGAAUAUUUAAAGGAUACAGAGAAGCUCAAUGUUAUUGGAUAGUUAUUGGACAAGACACGAUGAGCUUGGAACAAUCAUCCUCAGCAAGUACUGAGUUACUUUUAAUAUUUGCUCCAAGGCGUGGUAUUUUGGAAGUACGAGGAAUGGAUGGGAGACGUUAUUUUGGCAUGACUGUAGGUACUGAUAAACGUCUCGUAAAGUCAUCAGGUAGUUUCAUUGAGGGAGGAGAGACUAGUUUCAAAUAUCCCCAAUUUUACUUGAUCUCCCAAAUUGAUGGCUCUAUUCAGAAGGUGUCGUUUGACAACAUUUCUUUAGACAGAAUACCGUUGUCAGACUCAAAAAAUUAA
Naegleria lovaniensis is the source of this 1398-nucleotide messenger RNA. RefSeq lists its product as uncharacterized. The record is from RefSeq and is a predicted model, not a curated record. Gene Ontology annotation, molecular function: protein binding. NCBI's taxonomy places the organism in Eukaryota, Heterolobosea, Eutetramitea, Acrasida, Naegleriidae. The transcript is spliced from 3 exons. Gene Ontology annotation, biological process: regulation of GTPase activity. Bases 1 to 1398 code for a protein of 465 amino acids.